Oryzias latipes (Japanese medaka) is the source of this 1918-nucleotide messenger RNA. RefSeq names its product cytochrome b-245, alpha polypeptide (gene cyba). Lineage: Eukaryota; Metazoa; Chordata; Actinopteri; Beloniformes; Adrianichthyidae. Gene Ontology annotation, molecular function: heme binding. The record is from RefSeq and is a predicted model, not a curated record.
AUGUGGCCUUUAUUGUCCGUUUCAUUAUGUGAGAGAAUGACACACAAAUCCAGAUGAAGGCAUCAGUUAACAAACAGGAAAAAGUUAGAAACUAAACGAAGCUAUUGCUUCCUUGCCAGGAAGAAAAGGGUGAAACUUUAUUUAAUGAUUAAGUGAAAUUCCUCCCUGGCCUUGCUGCACCUGUCCGGUGGGUGUUGGCCCCGCCCUCCUCCCGGGAAUCCCGCAUAUUUUCGGAAACGACGGGCGAGGCGGGGCUGCGUCCCGCCCGCCCCGCCCCGCCCCGCUCCUCCCAGCCGCACGUCUACGGGCUGCACCUCCUCUAAAGCGCGUCGUCUUCCUUGUGCAGGCUGCAGGGUCAGGUGUCGUCGCAGGUAGAGCGUCGUAGUCGCGUCGUUUUUGGGGUCAGCACCAUGGGGAGAAUAGAGUGGGCCAUGUGGGCCAACGAACAGGCUCUGGCUGCAGGCCUCAUUCUUCUCGCCGGAGGAAUUGUGGGAGUGGCGGGGCAGUUUAGAGGCUGGGAGUUUGCUUCUUAUGCUAUUGCUGCUGGGGUCUUUGUGUGCCUGCUCGAGUAUCCCAGGAGCAAAAGGGCCAAGGGUACGAGUGUGGAAAGGACGGGCCAGUACUGCUUCACAGUGUGUGUAAAAGCCUUCGGACCAGUAACAAGAAACUAUUAUGUCAGAGCGUUUCUGCAUGCAGCGCUUUGUGUACCUGGAGGUUUUAUGCUUGCCACAGUUUUAGGAUGUGUCUGUCUUGGCAUUGCCAGUCUCAUCUAUCUGGCAGCAGCUGUCCGAGGUGAACACUGGGAACCAAUUCUUCCUCGCAAAGAUACUCGGAAACCUGUUGCUGAAAGCAUCAAAAGUCCUCCUCAGAACCCACCACCACGACCUCCUCCAGAGAUACGCCGGAAGCAAGCCAAGGAUGUGGAGGGAGCUGCCUAUGACAAUCCCAUGUCUGUGACAGAUGACGAGUAACUGGACCCCCCUCACAGAAUGGUGGAGGAACGGUUCGCUCAAGUUAGUGACCCUGGAGAAAUACAAGAAGCUGAGAUCAAAGAAAAAAGUUGAUAUGAUCAAAAAGUUGAUAUGAUCAAAAAUAUACCACAUACGGUAGAUGUAAAUGCUGUAGCUGCUAGUUUGAAAAUGUAAAUAUACUGUUGUCAGUUUUAAGUACUGUAUGUGUUAGUGUUUACUGUUUGGAAAAAUAUUCAAAAGGUCCAAGUCAAUAUCUGUUUCCUGUUCCAGCGAUCAUAACUUUUAUAAAAGUUUUUAUAUUUUAUAAAAGUGAUCUAGAAAAAUGUGUAUUUACUUGUUUCUGGAGUUUUUGAAAGCAGCUAAAUGCAGGUUGUGAUUAAAGAAUGAAAAAGUACAGAUUGAUGAGAUGAUCUGUGUUUUUGGGUGCAUCAUGGCGAUAAAGCAAUUCAUGUUGUCUCAUACUUCUGUGGUGAUUUCUUGCUUUCUUUUAAUUGUUAUCUGUCAUCUGUUUUUGCUUUUGUGUUUUUGUUCCUGUGGAAAAUAUUCAAAGCAGGGGCAUUUGCAACUUCUCGCUUUUACAAGCCCAAUAUUUCGACACGUAGCACUUCCCCUGUUUUUCCAUUGUUUCUUUGUAGUACAUAGUUGUAACAUUGCUGUUCACUGUUUUUUUAACGCAUUGUUCAAACAGGUUCUACGUGAUAGUAUUUUUCUUUAAUUUUCUCUUCUCUUUACUUCUGGAGUCAGAACAGUUACUGUCUAUUUGUAAACCAAAGUAUCAUAAUCGUGCUUCCUCUUUUUAGUCUAAACCGCAACACCCAGGUGCAGAUUGAAUCUUUAUUCAUGCAAUGAUUCUUGCUUGGAGAAAUGUAGUAAUCAAAGAUCACGCACUUUGUUGAGAAUAAAAAACAGAAAUGUUUAUUUAGGAGAAGAGCCACACAGAAAACCAG